AUAUCUCAUUUAAUUUACAAUUUACAGUAUGGUGAAUACGAUUUGUUAAUAUUACACAUAUUAAGAUAAAUACACUGUGCUAAUUGCCAUAUUGAUGAGUUUUAACUUGAACGGUAUUAGUUAUGUUUGACAGAAAUGUAUCAAAUGACUUAAUGGUAACGUUUUUCAUUGUGUUAGGUAUACUUGGGAAUAUACAUUGUCAAGGUUAUGACGGUAGAGCACAAAAUGGGGACUCACUAACGCCAAUGGAUGUUGUCGAUUGUUCCUUGGUCAAAUGUGCUCCGUUGCCUUUGUUUCCUCCAUGCCUAAAUGGUGUGUACACCCCAGUUGGAUCAUGUUGUCCAGUCUGCAGAGAAAACCCGGUACGAUGUCCGCCAGUGGAAAAUGUCACAGCAAACAUGUGUCAACUUAUAAAAUUUGUGCCUUGUAAAACUGACAAUGACUGUGUUGGUGCUGAUUUAUGCUGUCCAAACGGUUGUGGGCUUGCAUGCCAAUACCCAGUGUCAGAUUGCUCAGCAGUAUUGUGUUUAAAACCUGAUUGUUUAGUGUCUCAUGUACCACCCGGACAAUGCUGCCCUGUAUGUGAAGCAGAAUGUACAACAAAAGCUCUAUGUCCGCCUAUAAAGUGUCCAUUUGGUUCAUAUAUACCGGAAGAGAGGUGUUGUCCUACAUGUAAACCAGAUUGCACAUCGGUUGAUUGUCAACCUAUUUUGUGUCUGCAAGGUUCGUUCACACCAGAUGGAGAAUGUUGCCCUGUUUGUAAGCCAGUGUGUUCCCUGGUCCCAUGUGAUCCGUUGCCUUUGUUUCCUCCAUGCGUGUUUGGUGUUUAUACCCCAGUUGGAUCAUGUUGUCCAGUCUGCAGAGACAAGCCGGUAAAAUGUCCACAUGUACAGAAUAUUACACAAGAAGAAUGCAACCUAAUUGAUUUUAUACAAUGUACAGAUGUCAGUGACUGUGAAGGUGCUAAUAUAUGCUGUCCAAACGGUUGUGGGCUUAUGUGUCAACGCCCAAUACCAGAUUGCUCAGCAGUAUCGUGUUUUGUUCCUGACUGUUCAGUGACACACAUACCACGUGGAGAAUGUUGCCCUGUAUGUGGACCAGAUUGUACUAAAGUUUUUUGCCCACUUCUCAAGUGUCCUUUUGGUUCUUACACACCAAAAAGAGAGUGCUGCCCUGUUUGUAGACAAGAUUGUAGACUUGUUCGUUGUUUAAGGUGGUGCGAGAAUAGUACUUAUGCGUCUGAAGGAGAUUGUUGUACUAGUUGCAAAUUAGAGAAGCCAGGUAUAUGUCCAAAACCUACUGCAACAGCUUUGAGUACAUGUGUAGAUGCUUGUUGGGGUGACCACGAUUGUACUGGUGACCAGAAAUGUUGUUCUAACGGAUGUGGUCGUACAUGUCAAGAUCCUGCCACUAACUGCACAUUGGUUGAAUGUCUACCUAUUCAAUGUAAGCAUGGUUCUUUUAUACCAGAGAGGAAAUGUUGCCCUUAUUGUAAGCCAGGUAACAUUAUUUUAUUUAUUUAUGGUUUUCAUCAAAAGAUUAUUGUUGUCAAUAUAUUAUUGUCGUUAUCACUGUCAACUUCCCCGCUAGAAAAGCCAGGGAAAUGUCCACCAGUACAGAAUUUUACGGAAAAUAUAUGCCAACUUAUAAAAUUUGAACCAUGUAGAAAUGACCUUGACUGUACAGGUCCUGAUCUAUGUUGUCCAAACGGUUGUGGGCUUGCAUGUCAACGCCCGGUGCCAGAUUGUUCAGCAGUAUCGUGUUUAAUACCUGACUGUGCAGUGACGCAUGUACCACCUGGAGAAUGUUGUCCUGUAUGUGGACCAGAUUGUUCAACAGUUCUGUGUCCUCUAAUCAAAUGUCUUUUUGGUUCUUAUACACCAGAAGGAGAAUGUUGCGACACUUGCAAGCCAGAUUGUUCACAGGUCCCAUGCCCAGCUAUCGGAUGCCUGUUUGGUUCAUAUAAACCUGAAGGCAAUUGUUGCCCUAUUUGCAAUAAAGAGAAGCCAGGUGUUUGUAUAAAACCCGAAGGAUUUGGUGCAUGCGUGGAAUUGUGUUCUGGUGAUCAUGAUUGUACUGGUGACCAGAAGUGUUGCUCUAAUGGAUGUGGUCAUACAUGUCAGGAUCCAGGCAUUGAUUGCAGACUAGUUGAUUGUCAACAACCUAUUCGAUGUCUGCAUGGUUCUUACAUACCAGUUGGAGAAUGUUGCUCAGUUUGCAAGCCAGAAAAACCAGGAAAUUGCCCUAAUGUAGCCGGAAUGGUUGGCAUAUGUUUGGAAGCUUGUUCGGGGGAUCAUGAAUGUCUUGGGGAUCAGAAAUGCUGUUCUAAUGGCUGUGGUCAUACGUGCCAAGAUCCUGCUUCAGAAAUAUGUCCAAAUGGACAGAAUGGUACUUGUGGAUCAAUCGCUGGGAACAUUUGUCCUGAUACUACAGAGUGCAUGUUCAUGGGAAGUUUCCCCGAUGCACAAGGGAAAUGUUGUAUCAAAGAACCGAAACCUUUAUCAGCAUGCAGAGAACCGUUACAAAUAGGCCCAUGUAGAGCUGCAAUUCCUAGAUAUUUCUACAAUUCAACAUCGUGUAAAUGCGAAUUGUUCUCCUGGGGCGGUUGUCAACCGAAUGGGAACAAUUUCUUUGACCUUGAAUAUUGCCAAGCAUCCUGCGAGAAACCUAAUCCAAUAUGUGCAUUAGAGAAGAUAGAAGGUUAUUGUAAAACUAAUUGGAAUAUUGACAGAUGGCGUUACAACAGCACUUCUUGUAAGUGUGAACCCUAUAAAUGGCAUGGGUGUGGUAACGCUAACAGUUUCAUCUCAAAAGAAUUAUGUGAGUCAAACUGUGGAUGUCAUAAUUGCGAGAAGAAUACUCAUAUAUGCGAUUUACCGAUCAAACCUGAUGGUGGAGGUCCAAUAGUAUGUCUUGCGUACAUACCUAGCUACGGAUACAAUACCAAAACAUGCCGUUGUGAAAAAUUCAUUUACAGUGGCUGUGGAGGAAAUGCUAACCGGUUUGAAACGCUUGCGCAAUGUGAAAAACGAUGCGGAAAUCAUCGGUGUGAAGCACCUGUGUCUUGCAACCAACCAGUUGAUGAAGGAAGUUGCGACGAUCAAAUAGAUAGGUAUUUCUUUAACAAACAGACAUGCGAAUGCGAGAAAUUUAUUUGGACUGGAUGUGGAGGAAAUAGCAACAACUUCAAAACUCUUCAACAGUGUAAGAGAUCUUGCCGAAAAGAACCAUGUGUGAAGCCAACACCAAACUGCCUAUUACCAAAAGAGGUCGGUCCUUGUGACGCUGUAGUAAAAAGAUAUUAUUUUGAUAAAAUAGAAUGUCAAUGUAAAAUGUUUAAUUAUGGAGGUUGUGAAGGAAAUAGCAAUAACUUUCCAACGUUGAAGAAGUGCAAACAGGCAUGUCGAAAAACGGAAUGUCCUGUAUGCAAUCUUCCAGCAGACUCUGGCCCGUGCGAAGCUGCUAUGAGACGUUACUUCUACAACACAAAUACAUGUCAAUGUGAGGAGUUUAUUUACGGUGGUUGCAAGGGUAACGGUAAUAGGUAUGAGACAAUACAGGAAUGUGAAGCCAUGUGUGGCUCAUACCCAUGUAUCAGAGAUUGCUUACAGCCUCAAAAGGUUGGGCCAUGUAAAGCGGCAAUAAAAAGAUUCUAUUACAAUCCUCUAAAAAAUAAAUGCGAAAAGUUCAUAUGGGGAGGUUGUCAACCGAAUGGAAAUAAUUUUGAAAGUAAAAAAUUUUGUAAUAAAGCUUGUAAGAAAGCCGUUUGUACACUUCCAGCAGCGAUCGGGCGGUGUAAAGCACGUAUUGAGAGGUAUUACUAUAACUCCGAAACAAAGCAAUGCGAAGUGUUCUAUUGGGGAGGCUGUGAUUCGAACGGAAAUAAUUUUAAAACAGCAAAAGCAUGCAAAAAGAGGUGUGCCUAAAUAAAUCAUGGUGUAUACUAAGCUACUGAAUGGAAUCAACAAUGAAAAUAUGCCAUCGAACAGACUAGACACUCCCUUAAUAUCUUAAAUCAUUCUAUUACAAUAACAAAACAAAAUUUAAAUUUCUUUGAUAAAAAAUGUUUGGGUAUUUCAAUUCAUAUCAUCCUGAUGUGAGAAAUGUCGAAAAAAAAUUGAUGGAUUUGAAAAAUAAAUAUAAUUAGUAUUCAGUCUAUAAAAAUGCGUUUUAAAUCACCAAUUAUAAAAAUAAAGUAAAU
Messenger RNA from Ruditapes philippinarum (Manila clam), 4201 nucleotides. RefSeq names its product kielin/chordin-like protein. Gene Ontology annotation, molecular function: serine-type endopeptidase inhibitor activity. The record is from RefSeq and is a predicted model, not a curated record. NCBI's taxonomy places the organism in Eukaryota, Metazoa, Mollusca, Bivalvia, Venerida, Veneridae. The transcript has 23 exons. Gene Ontology annotation, cellular component: extracellular region. The coding region runs from base 123 to 3926 and encodes 1267 amino acids. Gene Ontology annotation, biological process: negative regulation of peptidase activity.